AUGGAUUUGCUAUUAUAUCUGGCUGGCUUGCUGGUCCUCUUUCUACUGUGGAUUAAAGCAAAGGGCUUUGAGUAUGUCAUAGUCCACCACCGAUGGAUCUUUGUCUGCCUCUUCCUUCUUCCUCUGUCUGUUGUCUUUGAUCUCUAUUAUUAUGUCAGAGCAUGGCUGGUGUUUAAGAUGUGCAGCGCCCCAAAGCUCCAUGACCGCCGGGUUAAGGAGAUUCAAAAACAGGUACGUCAGUGGAAAGCCGACGGAGCAAAGAAGUUCAUGUGUACAGGGAGGCCAGGUUGGCUGACUGUAUCUCUGAGGGUUGGGAAGUACAAGAACACUCAUAAGAAUAUCAUGAUCAACCUUAUGGAUAUCUUAGAGGUGGACACCAAGAGACAGGUUGUUCGCGUGGAACCAUUAGCGAACAUGGGUCAGGUGACUGCCCUGCUUAAUUCUAUUGGUUGGACCCUUCCUGUACUGCCAGAACUUGAUGACCUGACCGUUGGUGGUCUUAUUAUGGGAACUGGAAUCGAGUCUUCAUCACAUAACUAUGGGCUUUUCCAACACAUCUGCUUGGCUUAUGAGCUUGUCUUGGCUGAUGGAAGCCCUUGUCCGUUGUACACCAGCUCCACAUUGAAAACUGAGCAAUCAACUGAGAACUCUGAUCUCUUUUAUGCUGUGCCAUGGUCCUGUGGGACUCUGGGAUUCUUGGUAGCUGCUGAGAUAAAGAUCGUCCCAUCCAAAAAGUAUGUGAAGCUACAUUAUACGCCAGUGAGGGGCCUGGAGAAGAUCUGUGAGAAGUUUUCCAGAGAGUCACAGAAGAAAGAGAACUACUUUGUGGAAGGUUUGGUUUACUCUGUAGAUGAGGCUGUCAUUAUGACUGGGGUCCUGACCGAUGAUGCUGAGCCAGGUCAGUUAAAGGUGAAUAGAAUUGGAAACUAUUGGAAACCCUGGUUCUUCCGCCAUGUGGAAUCUUUCCUAAAGAAUAACCAAAGUGGAACAGAGUACAUACCACUAAGACAUUACUAUCACAGACACACACGGAGCAUUUUCUGGGAACUGCAGGGACAUUAUUCCUUUGGUAAUCACCCAUUGUUCCGUUACCUGUUUGGCUGGAUGGUUCCACCAAAAAUUUCCUUGUUGAAGCUCACACAGGGAGAAACCAUCCGAAAGUUGUAUGAACAGCAUCAUGUGGUGCAGGACAUGCUUGUACCAAUGAAAUGUCUACAGAAAUCCAUUGAGGCUUUCCACAAUGAGAUCAAGGUGUACCCACUUUGGCUUUGCCCUUUCAUCCUACCCAGUCAUCCUGGCAUGGUGCAUCCCAAGGGCAAUGAGGCAGAGCUGUAUGUAGAUAUCGGAGCAUAUGGUGAACCAAAGACAAAACACUUUGAUGCCAAAGCCUCUAUGCGGCACUUAGAGAAGUUUGUCCGAGAUGUUCAUGGCUUUCAGAUGCUCUAUGCAGAUUGUUAUAUGACCCGUGAGGAAUUCUGGGAAAUGUUUGACGGAUCACUGUACCAGAAACUGCGGGACAAACUAAACUGCAAGAACGCAUUCCCAGAGGUGUAUGACAAGAUUUGCAAAGCUGCUCGCCACUGA
Messenger RNA from Staurois parvus, 1584 nucleotides. Lineage: Eukaryota; Metazoa; Chordata; Amphibia; Anura; Ranidae. The record is from the annotation of a GenBank genome assembly.